Messenger RNA from Musa acuminata AAA Group (dessert banana), 2520 nucleotides. RefSeq names its product 6-phosphofructo-2-kinase/fructose-2,6-bisphosphatase-like. Bases 87 to 2330 code for a protein of 747 amino acids. Gene Ontology annotation, molecular function: fructose-2,6-bisphosphate 2-phosphatase activity; starch binding; 6-phosphofructo-2-kinase activity. The transcript is spliced from 23 exons. Gene Ontology annotation, biological process: fructose 2,6-bisphosphate metabolic process; fructose metabolic process. Gene Ontology annotation, cellular component: cytosol. The record is from RefSeq and is a predicted model, not a curated record. Lineage: Eukaryota; Viridiplantae; Streptophyta; Magnoliopsida; Zingiberales; Musaceae.
GCCAUACCUCCGUCACACCGACUCUUCAACUCCCAUAUCCUAAUCGCGUCCACUCAACUCCAUCUCCUGACCAAGGCGUUCCUCCGAUGGGGACAAGCGCCUCCAAGAACUCCGACAGCUCCCAUGGCGGCCGCGACGGCCAGCUCUACGUCUCCCUUAAGAUGGAGAACUUCAACAUCGGAGGCGAUCUCAUCCCCCACGUCUACGGCUCCGCCCCCAUCACCGGUUCUUGGGACUCCGCUAAGGCCCUCUCGAUGGCCCGGGAGUCGGCGUCGACGUGGGAGCUCGGCUUCGUCGUGCCCCCCAAUCACGAGACGCUGGACUUCAAGUUCUUGCUGAAGCCUAAGUACAGUAACGUGCCAUGCGUGGUGGAGGAGGGGCCGAGCCGGUUGCUCACUGGAGGGAUGCUGCAAGAGGAGGAUGCCAGGUCGGCGCUGUUCAAGGUGGGCGGAUGUGAGGAGGUUCUUGAGUACAGGUUGUUCAUUAAGGUGGACAUAGUGUCCCCGUUCGAUCUUGCAGCUAGUUGGAGGGCAUAUCAGGAGAAUCUUGAGCCGUCGAGGGUACGAGGGAUUCCAGAUGUCAGUAUCAAUGUUGCACCCGAUAAUAUGGGUUCGGAGAAUGGGCCAGCAUCCACUUUGGAGCUUGAUUUAGAACACUAUGUUGUUCCAGCACCAUCUUCCAGCGUUGGUGUAGUUUAUGCUGCUAAUUUGACAGAGACACCAAGAUCCUUGGUUAAUACUGGAAUUUCCUCCAAGAAUGAUGCCUCAAGUGGAAGUUCAUAUGACUCGAGUAAAGCUGGUGUUUUUUCACUUGACCAUUCCAACAGCCAGAAGGAUAUGGAUUCUAUGGUCUUGGAUCCUCCCAAACUUCUUCCAGCUCCUGGUAUGGUUGAAUCGAAGUCGGUUGGCACGUUUUCACCAUUGCUAAAGGAAGAUGGCCAAAAAGGACUCUUAGUUGAUAGGGGUGUGGGCUCUCCUAGACUUGUUAAAUCAGCUAGUGCAGGUGCAUUCACAUUUGAUCCCAAGUUGGGCUCUGAGACAAAGGCCAUGCCAGCAGCAGCUGGAGCAGUUGCAGCCGCAGCUGUAGCUGAUCAGAUGCUUGGACCAAAGGAGGAUAGUAGGUUGGCCAUUGUGUUGGUUGGUUUGCCAGCCCGGGGAAAGACCUUCACAGCAGCCAAGCUUACUAGAUAUCUGCGUUGGUUAGGUCAUGAGACCAAACAUUUCAAUGUUGGCAAGUAUCGCCGCCUUAAGCUUGGAACAAACCAGUCUGCUGAUUUUUUUCGUGGGGACAAUCCAGAAGGUUUGGAGGCUCGCAAUGAGGUGGCUGCUUUAGCUAUGGAUGAUAUGAUAGCCUGGAUGCAAGAAGGAGGUCAGGUUGGUAUCUUUGAUGCAACAAAUAGCACCAGAAACCGAAGGAAUAUGCUCAUGAAAAUGGCUGAAGGAAAAUGUAAGAUCAUAUUUCUGGAAACAAUUUGCAAUGACAAACACAUAAUAGAAAGAAAUAUCCGCCUGAAAAUUCAACAAAGUCCUGAUUAUGCAGAAGAACCUGAUUUUGAAUCUGGAAUGCGGGACUUCAAAGAACGCUUAGCUAAUUAUGAAAAGGUAUAUGAGCCGGUAGAGGAGGGUUCUUAUGUCAAAAUGAUUGACAUGGUCAGCGGACAAGGUGGCCAGAUACAAGUUAACAACAUCAGUGGUUAUCUUCCUGGCCGAAUUGUCUUCUUCUUGGUGAAUACUCAUCUCACACCCCGGCCUAUUCUGCUUACUCGGCAUGGUGAAAGUCGAGAUAAUGUCAGAGGAAGAAUUGGAGGUGACGCCGUUUUGAGCGAAGCUGGUGAACUUUAUGCAAAGAAACUUGCAAACUUUGUUGAGAAGAGACUGAAGUCUGAGAGGACAGCUUCUAUAUGGACUAGCACACUACAAAGAACAAUACUAACUGCAAGCCCAAUUGUUGGAUUCCCAAAGAUACAAUGGCGCGCUCUUGAAGAGAUAAAUGUUGGAGUUUGUGAUGGAAUGACUUAUGAAGAAAUAAAGAAAAACAUGCCUGAGGAAUAUGUAUCUCGUAAGAAGGACAAGCUUAGAUAUCGAUACCCUCGUGGGGAGUCAUACUUGGAUGUCAUUCAAAGACUGGAACCUGUAAUUAUUGAGCUCGAACGACAACGUGCACCAGUUGUUGUCAUUUCUCACCAGGCCGUGUUGAGAGCAUUGUAUGCAUAUUUUGCUGACAGACCACUAAAAGAAAUUCCGGACAUUGAGGUGCCACUUCACACAAUAAUUGAGAUACAAAUGGGGGUUACCGGUGUCCAAGAGAAAAGAUACAAACUCAUGGAUUAAUUCAUUUCCAUAAGGUGUAAACAUGAGUUAACAUUGCUUGUAGCUGGCUCUUCCAUCUUGCAUUUUUGUUGUAACAUUUAUAUAAUUAUGAUCGACAGACUGGCUGUCUGCUUGAAAGGAAGCAACUCCAAUCACUUUCUUGGUGACAUUUACCACCUGAAUGGGAAAAAAAGAACAGUUAAUAGCUUCA